CUCUCUUGCUCACACGCACAGUCGCGUGAGCAAAAGCUAGGAUCAAAGCAGAAAGACAGAGGUGCACGACAAUGGCUGCGGCAUUCAGGCUCGUCGUGGUGGUGACAUGCGCCUUGUUGCUGGCGUCGGCCUGCCAGGGCCUCCAUGUGGGCUACUACAAGAAGACGUGCCCCCGCGUGGAGCACAUCGUGAGGGCCGAGGUGAAGAAGUUCGUCUACAAGAACGCCGGCAUCGGCGCCGGCCUCAUCCGCAUGCUCUUCCACGACUGCUUCGUCCAGGGAUGCGACGGCUCCGUCCUCCUGGACCCGACGCCGGCGAACCCGGAGCCGGAGAAGCGGAGCCCGCCCAACUUCCCCAGCCUGCGCGGCUUCGAGGUGAUCGACGCGGCCAAGGACGCCGUCGAGAGGGCCUGCCCGGGCAAGGUCUCCUGCGCCGACAUCGUCGCCUUCGCCGCCCGCGACGCCGCCUACUUCCUCAGCAAGCUCAAGGUAAAGAUCGACAUGCCCGCCGGCCGCCUCGACGGGCGCGUCUCCAGGGCCUCGGAGGCCCUCGACAACCUGCCGCCCCCAUUCUUCAACGUCAGCGAGCUCGUCGCCGCCUUCGCCGCCAAGGGUCUCGGCGCCGAGGACAUGGUCGUGCUCUCCGGCGCGCACACCGUCGGCCGCUCCCACUGCUCGUCCUUCGUCGCCGACCGCCUCGCCGCCCCCUCCGACAUCAACGCCGGGUUUGCCAACUUCCUCAGGAGGCGGUGCCCCGCCAACCCGACCCCGGCGAACGACCCCACCGUGAACCAGGACUUCGUCACCCCCAACGCGCUCGACAGCCAGUACUACAAGAACGUGCUCGGGCACAAGGUGCUCUUCGCGUCCGACGCCGCGCUGCUCGGCUCGCCGGAGACGGCCAAGAUGGUGCGCGACAACGCCUACAUCCCCGGCUGGUGGGAGGACAGGUUCAAGGCCGCCUUCGUCAAGAUGUCCCGGGUGGAGGUGAAGACCGGCAAGCAGGGCGAGAUCAGGAAGAAUUGCAGGGUUGUCAACCAUGGUCAUCCGCACAGACACUACUGAUCGACCGAUCGAUCAGAUGCUGCAUCCACAUUGUUUCGUUCUUGCGAUUUCCAUACCAUGAGGUUGCUUCAUGAUUAUCAACUGCCCAUCCUUCGAAUUUUCUUCGGCUUGCAUUAUUGUUUUCAUUUCUUUGUUCGUUGCGUUGACGACCAAAACUGGCUCUAAAUUGCGUCAACACGUUGUUUGGCUGUUCGUGUCUGGUUUGAAUGUAAUCUCCUUUCACUCUCGAGAAUGUAUAGUGGUAAUUCGGUUAGAUACUUCAAUUUUGUGAAUAAAUGAUUAAUUUGGUGAUUUAAGAUUUACUAGUAA
Messenger RNA from Setaria italica (foxtail millet), 1373 nucleotides. Its product is annotated as peroxidase 2. Gene Ontology annotation, molecular function: peroxidase activity; heme binding. The transcript has a single exon. Lineage: Eukaryota; Viridiplantae; Streptophyta; Magnoliopsida; Poales; Poaceae. The record is from RefSeq and is a predicted model, not a curated record. The coding region runs from base 72 to 1064 and encodes 330 amino acids. Gene Ontology annotation, biological process: hydrogen peroxide catabolic process; response to oxidative stress. Gene Ontology annotation, cellular component: plant-type cell wall; plasmodesma.